UUUCGUUUAUUCAGUAUACAUAUUUUUUUUCCAACAGCUUCCAGAAAUAAGAUAAUAAACAUUAAUUUCUAAUACUACCAUUAACAGCAAAAAAAAGCCAAUGGCUCCUACUUUGAAAGUUACCCUAUGCCAAAUGUUGGUUACUCCUGACAAACAAGCCUGUAUCGAUAAAGCUGUUUCUAUGAUAAAAGAUGCAGUUAGUCGUGGCUCUGAACUUGUUAUUUUACCAGAGUGCUUCAACAGCCCUUAUAAUACCAAGUUUUUUGACGAAUACUCGGAGCAAUUGAGUCCUGGUAAUAAAACCUUUGAUGCCAUUUCAGCCACUGCACGUGAUUGUAAAGUUUGGGUUAUUGCGGGAAGUAUACCGGAAAAGAAGGAGGGUAAAAUUUAUAAUUCAAGCAUGACAUUUGGUCCAGACGGCACUCUUCGUGGUGUGCACCGCAAGGUGCACCUAUUCAAAAUAAAUACAGACAAGGUCAAAGUCGAUGAAAGUGAAGUAAUGUCUGCCGGCAACACCGCAGAUGCGAUUCAAAUGGAUGAGAUGAACAUUAAGGUAGGUGUUACCAUCUGCUUUGAUAUGCGUUUUCCUCAAAUCGCACACAAACUGGCUAGUCAAGGUACGUCCCUUAUCGUCUGCCCAGCAGCAUUCAAUAUGGUUACCGGGCCUUUGCAUUGGGAGCUGACCGCACGGGCUCGAGCAAUGGAUAACCAACAGUAUGUGAUCAUGUGCUCACAGGCUCGCAACGAGUCAGCAGGCUAUGUGGCCUAUGGACACUCUAUGAUUGCAGAUCCUCUGGGUAGAGUGGUUGCACAGCUGGAUGAGAAGGAGGGUGCAUUGGAUGCAGUGCUUGACCUCGGUCUAAUUCAAGAAGCCCGUGAAAACAUUCCGAUAUUGAAGGGCAUUCGACAUGAUUUGUAUUCGCUCCAAUGGGGUAAUUAACUUUUAAUACUAUUUCUAUAUUAUUGUCGUAUUUGCUAUUAUUAAUUAAAUAAUGCAAAAACGAUAAUAAACGCAUGCAAUUAUUGUUUUUUUUGAGCCCUAUAUUAAAACUGAGCAAUAGGUAAAAAGGGAUGUAGAUUUUUUUCAGGAAAUUUUCUAUCUAUCUCGAUUAUUAAAUUUAUCAGAAAAAAUGAUUUUACACAAAGAACGGUGAACUUUUUUAAA
Messenger RNA from Phytomonas sp. EM1, 1165 nucleotides. Lineage: Eukaryota; Euglenozoa; Kinetoplastea; Trypanosomatida; Trypanosomatidae. The record is from the annotation of a GenBank genome assembly.